This is a messenger RNA of Nymphaea colorata (pocket water lily), 4766 nucleotides long. RefSeq lists its product as uncharacterized. The transcript has 10 exons. The record is from RefSeq and is a predicted model, not a curated record. Lineage: Eukaryota; Viridiplantae; Streptophyta; Magnoliopsida; Nymphaeales; Nymphaeaceae. The coding region runs from base 1860 to 2411 and encodes 183 amino acids.
UGCUGAUCAUUGUAAUACUACUAGGUGAGUUAACCAACAUGCAAUGGGAUCCUUCCCGUUCACCUCGGUUACCAGGACGAUCUCCGGUCCUAAUACAGUAGAAACUUGGGCGCUAAACAGAUGUCUUCAAUGUUGCAGAGAGCUCCAAGGCAAUUUUGUAGUGCAAUCUAACAAAAGAAAAUAGAAAAGGUGGAUCAAUUGGUCGAAAUCAUCCAGACCAACGAAUUUUGGGUCGUUUCAAGAAGUUUCGGAACAGUUAUUCAGGAUUCACGUCGAUGACACUUUGCCUGCGAGCGAGGCCUGUGCUCUAUUGUUCAUGUCCAGUGAAGAAAGGGGCUACCAAGAAUGGCUUCAUCAGCCAUCUUCUUGGGACCCCAUUUCCAUCGUUGGUCUCUAAUGUCUGCAUCUCUGUGUGAGGAUUUUGCUUUUGGCUGUAAAUAUCCAAUUUUUUGUCAAUAAAAUUGAGGGCUCGCCCCUCCGCAUGAGUUUUCCGGGAAGGAGCACAAAAGAAUAACAGCGAAGCUGGAAGGAAAUGGGCAAAAGUUUUAUUAAUAAACAGAAAAAAUACUGCUUAGAACAGUUCUAUUACAAAUGGGAUUUCUCCCUUGUUUAUGGACAAAACAACAUAAUAAAGAAGUAGCCAUUAGAUAGAUCCAACAGCUCUAGAAGAAGCCGUUGGAGCUAGUCAACAAACUAGCGCCAAUCUGGUCAAACUGCAAAAGUGUCCAGAUAUGAAAAUAAAUACAAAAAUAAAAUAGAGAAAAACACUAAAAAUUACAGACUUUGCUUAAAGAUAAUUCCUUAGAGUUGGGCAUUGAUGUAGGCUGAAGGAAGAAUGACCCUUUCUCAUGAUGUCCAUUUAAUGUAUAGCAAUAGAAUAGAAUAUUGUGGAGACUAAGUUGUUUUAAAGAUUAAGGUAAAUUCAUGGUAUAUUAGUUAUAAUGUUUCAAUAAUACUCAAUUUUUAAGAUAUAUUCAUUACACAUUCACGUAAAGCUCUUGCCGUAAAACAGUAUUUAAGGGCAUAUUUGGCAACAGUAACAAAUUGUUAUGUUUUAUAAAUAUAUAUUGAAAUAAAUUUAUGAAACAUUGUAACAUAAUUUAUGAAUAUGACUCAAAUGCUUUAGAAGAUUUACAAUAUCACUAAUAUCACUGCUUCUCUUCUCAUGUUGUUUUCCAAGCAUGCAAAUGAUGAAAGGAAAAAUAUUUUUGAAAAAAAAGAAGAUCCCAUUGGUUAGGUGGGGUCCGCAGGAAAAUGGAGGAGAAACGGCCAAACGACCAAACGUGCAGGCUUAAAAUGAGCAAAAACCGUGCAUUUUGCAUUUUGGUUUCAACGAAGAGCAGGUCGGUGGGGGUUUUAAAUUUCCGACUGGGUUUUGCCGGAAGCCUAGGAUGUGCGGGAUCGCUCUUAUCAUUUCCGGCGUCCAGAUAGACUCGUCGUGCCUGCAGGAGUGCAGGGUGCAGAUGAAGAACUGCCGGCGUCACGGGGCGGAAAGGGACUAGGAUGUUCAUGGACUAUGGAGAUGCUAUUGGCAGCACUUCAGAGACGGGGCCCUGAUGUCGUGGGAAGCAAGAAAGUUCAACUUGAGCUAUGUGGAGAUGAUGCAUAUGUUAAAGAAGGAGCCAGCAAGGAAAUUGCAACGCUACUCUCCAUUGGCAUAAGCAGAUUAGAUUGUGGAUAUAAUAUUGGUGUAACUCACGCAUUGCCUUCUGCAAAAAUGCAUUUUAUGGUGCUACAUUGCAACUUAGGGAUACCAAUCCAGUGCAUCAACCACUGACAAAUGAUUUUGGAAAUAUCCUUGUUUACAAUGAGAUGCUGUUCAUGUUCUUGCCAUGUAAGUCAUAGGGUCUGUUGUUGUAAUGACAAAGAAGGCCAUACAUUGUUCCACAGAUAUUUUCGACAAUCAGAGGACCAUGGGCUUUAGCACAUUGGCAGGUGGAAUCAAGAACGUUGUAGUAUGGUCAGGAUGUAUUUGGUUGCAAAGUCUUCUCAUUCAUUGGCCCAAUACAGAGGACUCGCGAUUUAUGCUCUCUUCCGUUGCACCACCACUAGUUCUACAAUUUAAUGAUCAAAUUGAUCAAAGUGGUACUGAGUUUCAGGAUUGCAAUGUACCACUUGGCGAUGUCAAGGUUCAUUCCAUCCCAGGACAAAAUCUAUUAGAUGCUUCUAGUUACUGCGAAUUGCAUGGCGAAGCAGAUUGCUGUAAUAAGUUUGAUUCUGAUAUCGACUGCAUAGACCAACCAAAAGCAGUUUCACUUCAUAAUGUUUCGUUGUCAGCAAAAUAUUUGCUUAAUGCACUCAAAGAAUCUGUAUCAAGACGUACUUCUAAAGAUUACAUAUAUCAGUUUGUGCAAGUGAGAAUGGUGUUCUUGGAAACAAAAAACGUCCUUCAAGGCUCUGCUCCUUCUUAAGUGAUGAUGGCCAGCGCUGUUUUACACUACAACUCUACAAGGAGUGAUGCUAAGGUGGAUGUUUCUGAUCGUGAAUACUACAAGGAGUGAUGGUAGGGUGGAUGGUUCUGAUUGUGAAUUUUGUCUACAGAAAUAUUGCAGAUUUUCUGCAGUCACCAAGAAGCCUUGGAUAAGUACAGUACUUUCUAUUGCAUAAAUAAAUGGAUUAGUUACAUUGGCAGCAAGUUAAUCCACACAUGUCCAGCUUAAAUUUUUCCAUUUGAAAACAAAAAGUGCAGGACACUUAGGCUCAUCAAGCUAGAUAUGCCAAACCUUACCUCACUGAAUUAAUAACAAGGAAAGGAGUUCAGGUCUGUUUCCAUUAAUAAAUAAUUGAAGCUCUAACUUGUUCAAACUGGGGACUUAGGCCAAAAGAAUUCAAAUAUAAAACCAGGAGAAAUACAAAACUAACAAUACAAGAAGCAGUACAAAACUGGAGUGUAGCUUCUGUAGAAUAUUAUUAACAUAUGUAGCAUAUAUAAGUACAUUACUUAACAUACAUAUGCAAUUAAAUUCAGAAAACAUGAUGACAAUGAAAAUAAUCUCUUAAUGGUGUAAAUUAAACACAUCUAAUUACAGAUAGCUGUACUCACAUUUACAGAUGUAGGAUUAUAUUGAAUUUGACUAGCCACAUGUAUAGCAUGUGCUACCUCUGGUCAGGUUAUGCUUAAAAUUUAAAUACAUCAGUUCUCUAACCAAUUUUUAUAUGGUGUUGGAUUCUUCAAAGGUACUCAUCAACCUUCACUUUUAAACCGAUAACAUUUGAUGUCUUAGUUUUUUUUUUGUUUUUUUUUUAACCGUCAAGAUCUGACAAUGAUAUGUGAGGCAAACUUAUUAGAGCUUAAUCUGUCAGAAUAAGCAACUUCAGUACCUAAGAAAGAUGUCAAGCAACCAAAAUCGAUCAUGUCAAAUUGGUUUUUCAACAGACAUUUGGUCUGAUUCUUUUUGUAACUUCUAAUAACUCACAGAUCAAAAACAUUCAAUAAUAAGGAUAGCAAUACUUGCAUAUAUAUUCUUCGCAAAAGGCUGAUCUAAAAACCACAAUUACUCAUGAGCCCACUAAAUCAAUCAAAACUUUUGUUGCUUGUUUGAGUCCAUAUAGAGUCGUCAUUAAGUUAAGCAUCUAACCUUAAUGAACCUUCAUACCAGGAGGAAAAUCCAUUGGAACUUUUUCAUCUAAUUUGAGAUUCCAAAAGGUAGAUAGAACAUGUAUUUGACAAAUACUUUUAAAUUGAAGCUGUUGCAGUUAGGAUUCUACAAUGGUCAUUCUAACAACAAGAGCAAAAGUUUCUUCAUAAUCUAGUUUAUACUCUUGUGGAUUCACCUUUCUAAAGUAUUGUCAACUUUCAGUUUAAAUUUUGUAAAUCCAUCUACAGCCUAUACCAUCUAGACUUCCUUCCUUAAGUAAAUCUUGAAUAUCUCCUAUACAAGCCUUUUGACAAAUUCAUGCCACACUUAAUUUUUUAACCACCUUAAAUAGCGCAUUUCUAGUUUGAUUUUGUUGGCUGAAACUCUCAUCGUGGGCCUCAAGUGUGAGUAUAGAACAUGAUUCUAAACCAAUUAUAACUAUCUCCAACAUUUGGUCUGUUGGAUUCUAUCGUUCCCCUUAGCCUACUUUUGUUCACAACUGACUCUGAUUAAGGCACAAGGUAGUGUCAGACCCAAGUAUACCUGACCAUUAGCUCUUUUUCCAUUAUAACAACUCAAUGAGAACUGUCUACAACAUUUGGUCUGUUGGAUUCUAUUGUUUCCCUUAGCUUACUUUUGUUCACAACUGACUCUGAACAAAGGCACAAGGUAGUGUUAGACCCAAGUAUAUAUGUCCAUUAGCUCUUUUCCAAAUCACAGGUAUUGGACCUUCCUUCCUCUUUUACACUUGAGAUGUCACACAAAUACUUAGGUUUUUCUGUUGUUAGAUGAGCUUUAACACUUGAGAUCUUAAACAUAAUCCCUAGGUUUUCCCACCGCUAGACAAACAUAGGCCAUAUGUUAGUUAAGCCCCUGAGAAGACCAACCCAGACUAGUUGAGAAUAGAAGAUUCAGUCUUUUAGAAAAAUCAAUAAAAGAAUAUAGAAACACAACAAUUAAAUGAUCAUAAGAAUACAUACAAUAUCAACAAUCACCGUAAAUCAAGUAUAAUACAUAGUUCACCUAUUAUGCAUAGUACCCGAUGAUGAUAAAGUUAUAAACUACAUUGUAACAAUCCAAUGCUACUAAAGGGUUCAAAUAAAGUCACUGGCGUAAUAAAAGGCAGUGAGCAAAAACCUUCAGCACUUGCCUCAUAGAAGAAAGAAAAAGAAGCAUCAACAGUAAGGG